AUGGCCCCCUCCGGAUUGUCCCUUUUCACCCAGGUCAUCACCAUCCUGCUGGCUGUCUCUUCCGCUAAUGCCCUCACGACGGCCGUCAACCUCGGCACCGCCGCAGGCUAUACCCUCCUCGCCAAGACCGCUGUCACCAAUGUCGCCACCUCUACUUCGUCCAUCGUCGGUGAUGUGGGUCUGAGCCCCGCUGCUCUGUCCUUGGUCUCAGGCUUCCCCGAUCUCACGCUGGAUGCGAGCGGAAAGUUCGCUCGGACACGCCAGGUAUCAGGCGUAGUCACUGCCGCCGACACCGAUGGAGAUGUAUUGACCACCGCGGUCAGCGACAUGGAAGCCGCUUACACUUCCGCUUCUCCCGAUGGGCGGGCAUCCGAGUUCAAUGAAGAAGGAGGCGGCGCCAUCGGCGGUCUCGUCCUCCUACCCGGUGUCCACAGGUGGACCACAGCCGUCACCAUUGGCGGCACCCUUACCCUCUCUGGCACGUGUACCGAUGUCUUUGUAUUACAGAUCGCUGGCACCCUUACCCAGAGCGUAAACACUCAAAUCGUUCUGGUUGGCGGUGUCCGUCCCUCUCAGGUCUUCUGGGCGGUCGCAGGCGCCACCACUAUUCAGACCGGCGCUCGCUUCCAGGGUAUCAUCCUCGACAAGACCGCUGUCACCCUUCAGGUCGGUGCCCAAGUCAUUGGUCGUAUCCUCGCCCAAAGCGCCAUCAACCUCGAUCAGAGCGGGGUACAGGAGCCAACGGACUCGGGAUGUGGAACCACCGUGACCAUCACUCAGACUGCGUCCACCGUGACACUCUCUGGGUCAACAGUCACAAUCCCUACCACGAUCAACGGCACUCCUACUACUGUCUUCACCACCCUCCCUGGCUCGGUCGUCCCGGCAUCAACCAUCACCCUUACCGGCUCGACCGUCACACAGAUCACCACCGUCAUCAGCGGCGUGCCCACAACAGUCGUAACCACCAUCCCGGCCGUCACAGUUGUCACCACUGCCCCCAUCCAGACAGUCGUCGUCACCGCCCCGGUAGUCAUCGAGACUGUCACCAGCACACGGCCUGCGGUGACCGAGACCAUCAUCUCGACCAUCGCCGGCGUACCUAGCACCUUCACAUCUGUCGUACCCGCGACCACCGUCACCGAGCUCGUCACCCGCCCUGCUCUCGUCACUACCCUUGUUGUCACUGAGACCGGCAGUGUCGUCACCCUCCCCGCCAUUACCCAAGUGGUCACCCAAAUUUCAACAGUUGUGGAGCAGGGUACGACCGUCACCCAGACUGAGCUGGUCACUUCGACCAUCCCCGGAACCAACGCACCUACGACCGUCACCGAGACGACAGUGGUCCCCACCGUCUCGACGCUCACUCAGCCCGGCGGAACGACUGUCGUCACCAUCACCGAGACUGCGGAGCAGGCGGCCACCUCUACUAUCACGCAACCCGGUUCCACCAUCACCGAGGUUCAGUCCACUGUCGUGACAGAGACACAGCUCGUCACCCAGACCGUCAGCGGCAGUACUACCGUUGUGACUUCCCUCGUCCCCACCACUAGGUUCAUCACCACCACACGAGUUCAGCCCGGCGCCACGGUCAUCACCACAGUCAACAGGCCGGUCCCGACCACACGGACCGUCACUCAGACCCUCUCCGCUGGUAUAUCACUCACAACCAUUAUGGUUCCCACUACUGUCACUCGGACCAUCGGUGGGACCGACGCCGGCGCUCAAGUCACCACAGCUACCGUCAUCCGUACGGUCGUUCAAGGCGGCGUCACCGUCACCACUGGUGUUCCCGUCACUCAGACGCUCAGCGGCAUGGUCGUAACUGUCACCGCGCGGCCCACUCCCGGUGGCGAUAUCGCUGCUGGAGAGGGUAACGGUCAGGGCGCAGGCCAGGGCGCCGGACAGGGUGCUGGUCAGGGUGCUGGUCAAGGUGCUGGACAGGGCGCUGGACAGGGAGCAGGGCAAGGUGCGGGCCAGGGUGCCGGACAAGGUGCCGGUCAAGGUGCAGGCGCCGGCACGGCAACAGCUACCGGUGCAGGCGGAGGCGGUGGUGAGGGCCAAGGUACUGGCGGUGGUGGAUCCUUUACCCAGACGGUCACCGAGACAGCAUACGUCACGAUCUACGCCAGCGGCUACUCGUGCAUGGGAUCUGCGACUGCUUCCGCAUCUGGCCCCGGCUCCGCCGCAGCCUCAGCAGCCCCUACCACCAUGACCACCAGCACUCGCCCGAACGCCUCCCAAAUCGCCGCUUCCUCCACCGCGGCCUGCAUCGAGUCCGCCUCGAAAUCCGCGAUGGGACUGUGCAUGAUGUCCGCCAUGGCGGCCGCUCCCUCCAUCUGCGCCGCACCUCAAUCGUCCGGCCUCGGCUCCGCGAGCGUGUCCGCGCAGAACAGCACGCAAAUCGGGCGCCGCGUCGAGACUAGGGCGGAGCUGGUUGCUGUGGGGAUCGGCGCUGGUGACUUUGGUGAUGCUGCGUUAAGGCAGCGGUUGGACGCCUUGCCCGCUUGUUUCUUGGUCAAGUCGGAUAACUACUAUGUGACUGGAUUUUACCAGGGAUAA
Molecule: messenger RNA, 2562 nt
Organism: Dioszegia hungarica
Lineage: Eukaryota; Fungi; Basidiomycota; Tremellomycetes; Tremellales; Bulleribasidiaceae
Exons: 12
Coding region: 1-2562 (853 amino acids)
Source: RefSeq, a predicted model, not a curated record